AGCUGGUAAACACGUCCUCUCUGCCUGUCGAGUCGCUGUCGCGCGAACUACCGCGUUGUUUCAUCCUACUUUCGGUGUGUUUGGCUUCCCAUAUUCUGGCGAUAAGGAUAAAGGGCUGCAGGAGAUUUCAGCAGCAGGAGGUGACGUCAACAAGCCGCUUUCCCCCUUGUUGACUCAAUAACAAGAAAGGAGGAAAGAAAGUGACCUGAAAGAAAUGCUUUAUCUCAUGCCACAUCGCUCAAUUUCAACGCGACUUCAACAGCUCCAGUGUUUUACAUGCGGUCUCUCGGUUCAUCGGUCUGUCGUACAAAUUUCUUUGUUUUCUGGUCAGUUAAGUUAAACGGAAAAUCUGUUUAACGUUGGUCGUCUGCGCGAAGAUUUCUUUUCCACUAAGGAUCUUAUGACUCACUUUUGGAUUUUUACACGUAGAACAUGUUAGUUUUGUGGAGGAGCAGCAGUAAUAUGAGUGAUCUGGUGGGUCCGGAGUAUCAGGGUUGCGUGGACGGAUCUCUGAUGGACGGAUUCAGUGUUUUUAUUCAGGGUCUGUUGGCUGUUCUGGCUUUCAGCACUUUAAUGUUGAAGAGGUUUCGUGAGCCUGUUGGAAUAAGAAGAUCGUGGAGGAUCUGGUUCUUUGAUACAUCUAAGCAGGCCAUUGGGGCUCUCUUUAUGCAUUUUGCCAAUAUCUUCUUGUCCACACUCACCAAUGAAGAUCCCUGUUCUCUAUAUCUGUUGAACUUCCUCUUGGAUGCCACAUUGGGAAUGCUGGUGAUCUGGAUGGGGGUGAAGCUUGUUUCCAAGAUAGUGGAGCACAGACAGCUAACACUGCUGAUGUUUGGAGAAUAUGGUGAUCCUCCUCAGAUAGCAGCCUGGUUGGCUCAGUGCUCCGUGUAUUUGCUCAUUGUUGCUCUGGAGAAAAGUGUGGUCACUCUGGUGCUGCUCGUUCCCGGUUGGACCAAUCUGGAGGAGGUGGUGCUGGACUACAUCCCAAACCCACAGCUGGAGUUGGCCAUUGUCAUGUUGAUCGUGCCUUUCAUUGUCAACUCUAUAAUGUUCUGGGUGGUGGACAGCUUAACAAUGCGGAAAUAUAAGAAAAUGACAUCUCUUGAUGGCUCACGUGACUGUCCGAAACAAGUAGAGGUUUCGUCAAACGAGAGCAAUGAUGAAGCUGAGGUGCUGCUAAAGGAAGAUGAAGAUGAUGCUAAAGUGUGUUCUGAACCAGAAGAGCACGUCUCAGCUGAAGAGGCUUUAAUACAAGUCCGUAUGGAUGUUUAGAACACAAGCGUUUAGAAGAAUACUUUCUUAAACACUAGCACUAAAUCUCUGUUCUUAAACCUAGUGUUUACUUCCUGCAUAGCCAGUUACCUUCCAAAUAAUUCCUAAGUGACUGAUUUGGAACACUCUAAUUAAGGAUAAACUUAGUGCAACACACAAAUAGAACUUUUCAUGUUAUCUAAACACUGGAGACUGUCCUCAGUUGAUUGCAAUAGAGUUUUGCGUUAGCAUUUGCUAAGCUAACAACACAAUGCUCAGUACUUGACACGAUACUAUGUAAAAUUGUCCAUUUUGAGUAAGAUUGAUAGAUGCUUUUUAUUAUUGAAUGAAAUUGAAAUGUAUUUAUUUAGCAUCAACAUUUAAUUUAUGAAAUUCGUAUGCUAGUGUGGUUGUUUUCACAAACUUUUGAAAAUGUGUUUCAUGCAAGGGUAUUAUGUUCACGUAAAGUGUUUUUAGUCGUUUUUGUGGAUCUACGUGAACGGGGGUUGCUUUAUCAACAUUUAUGAUCAUAAAAAUAUGAACAUGAAAUGUUCUGAUAAGAGUUGUUAAAGGGGAAAAUGCUGUCUAUGUAAGUAGCUCACUAGAUUUUGGAGCAGCUGGAAGGUUGACAACUUUAAGCAGAUGCAAGAGUGUAAUGCAAUUUGACAUGCUUUAAUUUAUGCAAAACUGCAUUUUAACAUUCUUUUAUAAUUAUUAUGCAUGCAACUUGUAUUAAAUGUGUGCUCAUUUUAACAGAUACUACAUGGAAUUUUACUACAAUGAUACUACAAUGGUAUUUUUUAAAUUUCAUAUCUUUAGAAUUUCUGAAUCAAAAAUGCGAUUAAACUGCUCACCAUUUGACCAGUUACAACAUGUAUAAGUUAUAUAUUUCGCUAUAGAUUUAUAUCGACUUUAACCUAAAAUCUUGAUAUUGAACAAAUAAAUCCUUCAGGUCAAUGUUAUUUGAGAGUUGUAGCAGUGCAUUUUUCAGCAUAAUCAGUAUAAGAUCAUUAUUAGCAUAUGAGUUAUUAAAGGGAAACACUAUACUCCAUGUCCUUUAGAGUUCAUACUUCUAAGAUUGGAAUUAAAAGAGAGGAGCGAGGAGGUCUAGUGUUUUUCCUAAUUCCAGACAGUCAGGGACUUUUCAUUUGAAGUCUAAACGGCUCAUUUUGCUACUUGUGAUGAACGCCUCGCUGUAAACACACUACAACGAUGUUUCCAGCUCUUUACACAAGCUAGAAUAGUUUUUAUGAAACCAUUAUAAAACCAUUUGUAAAUAUUCAGCAGUAAGUGAAAGACCAGAUGAUCGUUGUAUUUUAACCUGUAAAUUUUAAACAUUGUACAGUAUUCAGUUAUUUUUUUGUUACAAAUGCAACGUGCUGAAUAACAGUUCAAUAUGUGUAAUGUAGAAAAUUUACGAUAUGUACAGUAACCGUAAACGUAGCAAUUUUUAAGCUGUUACAUUGGAUUGAUUUCUUCGAAACUGUAGCAAUGUCAGCACACAAAUGCAACUUUAUUAAGAAACAUCUUUUGAUAUUUGUCGAACAAUGUUGUCUUGAUGCCUUAUUUUGAUGUACACAAAUAAAACUACAGUUCGAGUGACUUAAA
This is a messenger RNA of Carassius gibelio (silver crucian carp), 2859 nucleotides long. Its product is annotated as store-operated calcium entry regulator STIMATE. NCBI's taxonomy places the organism in Eukaryota, Metazoa, Chordata, Actinopteri, Cypriniformes, Cyprinidae. The transcript is spliced from 8 exons. The record is from RefSeq and is a predicted model, not a curated record. Gene Ontology annotation, cellular component: membrane. The coding region runs from base 433 to 1272 and encodes 279 amino acids.